CAGCAAGUGGAGCUGUGGGUACAGCUGCUGCCGGAGCCGCUGGGGGUGGAUUGCUAGUGGAUCUGGCGGCGUUGGUGGCGGACAGCGACCCAUGGGUCAUCUCCGCGCCCAGUGGCGCCGCCGUGGAGCCCGAGGCGGGCAGUGAGGGGCGCUACUGGGCGGAUCAGCUGCGGGCGUAUUGCAAGGUCCUGGUGCCGCGCUUCGCCGCACUGCUUCCCGAGGGGGAGGUCGCCGCCGCCGCCAUCAACGCAGCCACAACCACCAACGCACACGCCUCCACGGGUGCCCCCACAUCCACAGCAGCAACUGCGCCGCCUGCGGCUCGCACCUCCGGCGGCGGCAUCAGCAGCAGGUACGGCCUGCCGCCCUCCGCCGCUGCCACCGCAGCCGCACCCAAGGCAGAUGCGGCCAGCAGCAGCGGUGGCAGCCGCGGCAGCUGCUUAGGUCCGCAACAGCAGCCCCUUUCUUUAGGCGAUCUGCUGCGGGCCCUGCUGCUGCGGCCUGGGCAGAGCUCCCUGGAGGCUGACUGCAACGGUAUGGACGUCUUGUUGGGCGGCGGAGCUGCAUGGGCGGAGGAAGGAAGGGCGACGGGGGUGUCGCGUGCGUUGAGGUUGACGGCGGCGCAGCGACUGUCUGCUGCGUUCCGGUGCUACAAGCAGAUGGUGCUGUGGGAUGUGUUGUUGGGGGGCAACGUGAGUGGCGAGGAGCUCAGUGUGUUCGUGCGGCGAAGCGAGGAGGGCUUCUAGGAGAGGAGGAUGGAGGAAGUGUUUAUUGACGAAUUUUGUUUUGGGGUCGGGUUAAGCGACAUAAGGAUGGGGUAGGAGAACAGAAUGCGGCGGGCGCUGCAAUCCAACCAAUUAUGACAGUGACUGCAGGUGCAAGUGGUUGGAGGGCGGGCAAGGAGACUGCAGGAGCACACACCUGGAGGACGAUUGCAAGGCGGGUCAACUUUGGUUAACUGCACCUGGUGUUUUGGCGAUCGCUAUUGACCUUUGUACGUGUAAGUGAUGUCGGCAAUGAUUAAUGCGCAAUGCAAAGUAGCGGGGUAAGGCGCGAAAAUGCGGUAUUGCGGUUCUUGUUGGCGUGGGUUUCGGGGUGGCUUCGGAGAUGCACGAUACCGCGAAGUUGGAGACAUGGAUGCAUUAGCGUUUUGAAAGGUUCGGUUAAGGGCAGUGUUCCUUAUUAGGCUUGCUGGAAACCAGGCCCCAUAGUUCGUGACUGGGUAAGCGGUCUAAAGAUGAGCAAGCCGAUUGGAAGGUUUCCGCGCAGAUCAAACCUGCCAGACCCAUUUGCUCAUUGUCCAAAUAACGAGUAUGCUGCUAGUACUCGGAACGUAAAAAACCUGGCGGACCCAGAUUACUGGGCGGCCGUUUGCCCGGAGUUGCACGUUGGCGGCAGCCUGAGGGUUCCUAAACCCCUAAAAAGGCCAGAGGAAUCUAUUGCAGAUGCUAGACAACAGAUAAAUGACGAGGGAGUUUUCCAGGUGGUACCAGAACAUAUGUUUUGGACGGUGGACGUGCACCUGCUCGCGCGCAACAUGGCGCUGCUCAUGCAGCACGGCUGGCCCGCCACCUUCCUGCUCAUGUUUGACGAGGUGUGGGCGCUGAUCCAACGCGCCAGCUCCCUCAUCGCCGCCACCACCGGAAACGCCUGCAACAUGGACAUCCUGUGCUGGUGGGUCGACCCCAACCGCGGGGCCGCCGGCUUCUCCCCGCACCGGGACCGGCAGCCCGACGACUCGCCCGCCACAUUCCGCGCUACCGACGGCUCCGCCAUGUACUCCACCUGCUGGGUGCCGCUCACGGACGCAUGCCCCGAGAACAGCUGCCUCUACGUGGUUCCACGUUGGGCGGACCCGGGCUACUUCCAGGGCGACGACGACGCCGGCCCCGACCCGCUGACGGUGGCGCUGUCCCGCAAGGAGGACUUCCAGACCAUCCGGGCACUGCCGGCGGAGGCGGGCUCGGCGCUGGUGUUCACCCACCGCAUCAUCCACUGGGGCAGCCGCGGCCGCAAGGGCUACCACACGCCGCGCCUCUCGGUGUCAUGGGGCUGCGCGGACGACGCGUACGAACCGUCGUACUUUAGCCGCGAGCACCUGCCGUACCCGCCCAUGGAGCUGCGAGCCGCGCUUGCAUGCGGGCAGAUGAUCGCCUACCACGAGCGGUUCGAUAUGACGCGGCGUCAGCUGUCGUUGUACUACAAGUUCUUCACGGCACAUGCAUCCGAGUUCCAUGUGUCGUACAAGGACAAGGUGGCUUCGGAGUUUGUGGCGGCGACGAAGGAGCUGGUGGAGAAGGGGGGGCCGCGGGGAGGGGUGGCGUCGGCGGAAGAAGGGAAGGACGGCGGGGCGGAGGCGGGAGCGGCAGCUGCGGAGGCGGUGAGUGGCGACGGGAAGAAGGCCAAGAAGAGCAAGAAGGACAAGGGCGCGGCAGCCGCGGAGGCUGAGCAGCAGCAGCAAACGGAGGAGGCGGCGGCCGCAGUUUCUGAACGGGCGGUCAAGGAGGAGAAGAAGAGCAAGAAGAGCAAGAAGGACAAGGGCGCAGCAGCCGCGGAGGCCGAGCAGCAGCAAACGGAGGAGGAGGCGGCCGCAGUUUCUGAACGGGCGGGCAAGGAGGGGAAGAAGGGCAAGAAGGAGAAGAAGGACAAGGGCGUACCAGCAGCGGAGGCUGAGCAGGAGCAAACGGAGGAGGCGGCGGCCGCAGUUUCUGAACGGGCGGUCAAGGAGGGGAAGAAGAGCAAGAAGGAGAAGAAGGACAAGAAGCGCCGCGCCUCAGAUGCCACGGCUGGCGCUGCUGAGCAGGAGGAUUGCGAGGCGGACGAGGCGAAGAAGAAGAAGAAGAAGGGUAAGGUGGCCAAGGAGGAGGAGGAGGAGGAGGAGGACGAGGGUCCGGGUUGGGAGGGCCUGCUUGUGGGCAGCGGGUGCGGUGGCGACUCGGAGGAUGAGGUGAUGGAGGACGCGUUGGACGCCAUGCUAGAUGCGGAGCUGGCGGGGCGGGGGGAGGCGCUGCAGGAUGACUAUGAGGACGAGUGAGGAGGAGGAGGAGGAGCUGGGAGGUUGGCGGGCGGUUCACGGUUGCCGUGAAAUAGAAGUGCAGCAACUGGAGUCCCAUUCCCAUAUCCCGACGCAUGAAGGGGGCGGAAAAGUGCAGCAUGGCUUGGGCGUGUGUAGUGCCGUGGCUGUUGAUGGUCUUCGUUGACUAUGGGGUUGUCAUGUGACCGGGAGGUUGUGCCGUUGCUAGGGAAGUAAGCUAGCUUGAAGCAUGUGUAGGAUGUGGCGACAGCAAACCAAGUAAGAGCUGAAUGCAGUUCAGCCUGAAGAAUGAUGUAUUUUCUUUCAUGUCGUGUGUUCUUCGCUCAGUGGGUCCAUCGCAUGCCUGGCAUUUACCGGGGGUCCGGGGCCUGGCAAUAGGCGGCAUAGCUGUGCCGUACUCGCAUGACACAUAGCCGUACGCACGCAGAGCAGUCUCUGGUGUACCAUGCAACUCUCUGUAAGAAGAAGCGCUGGUGUACCAAUUGAAAGUACCCUUAAAGUUGCAUAACGGGCGACACAGCGUCUGACAAACGGCUUAGCAUAGUUGCAAGCACAGUCUACUGUCAAACAAGACACGUUUGCUGUAAAGAACCUUUAAGACUUGUGAAAAACGUUUCGAAAUGGUUGGCGGACUGCGCAUAAAGCUUGCAAGAUGGGGAAUCCGCGGUCGGCCAUUUUAUGUAAUGUCUAUAAUGGAGCGGCGGCAAGCCCGGAACUCGGGUGUGCGGAGAGAAGACGUCGGCUGGUGGGAUCCCAACCCAGCUGCUGACGGCAACAUGCACUUGGGCCUGAAGAUGGAGCGAAUCAAGUACUGGCUUUCACUGGGCGCCACUCCCACGGACAAGGUGGCGGAGCUGCUGGGGUUUGCUGGUGUCCUGCCAAAGGUUCCUAAAGCCCCCACAUACACCCCCCGGGACCCGAAGGAGGACACGAAGUGGAGGCCGGGCGAAAAGUAACUAGGAUGCUGCGGAGCAUACUCCUAGUGGGUAUCACUGGUGUGCACGGGGGCCCUCACGGAGCAGCUUGCGGGUGGUCUUGUAGGAGCCUCCGGCAGAGGCCAGCAGCGGUUGUUAACCCCCUCCCCCCAAUCCCACCUAGCAUAUCCCUAUUAGUAAAGGCUUGAUGUCGCCUAGCCGGAUAGUUGCGGCGGACGGACGCAAUGUCUUGCAGAGCUGCAGCGGCGCUGGACGAACUCAUGCUUGAAGGCGGCGGGAGUGGCGGUAUCUGAUCCGUCCAGGCGCAUGCGUAACUGAUGCAAUGGCAGCGCGAAGUAUGUUGCUGCUGGAAACUGGCUUGUCGGGUGCUUAGGACUGUGGGUUUCGUUAACUGGUCCCACCACGCAGCGGUGUGGAGGGGCGCGGAGUAUAGGAACGCAAGCACUGCAGUUGUUUGACUGGCUCUUCUAGCGGCGUGCAUGGGUGGUCUGGGGCUGGAUGUGCCUUGGUCGAGCUUAAGCGAGGUUAAUGGUUUCGGGGCGGGUUGUUGUUAUACCCGUGAGAAGGAGAUGGCGCUAAACGUAGCGUCGCAAGGGCGUCUGGGUUGAGUUAAACUUGCGGGGGCUCUCAUGGUGGCGCUACAAUGGCACUUGGGAGGUGUUGGGAGGGUGGUGUGAAAGUGGUGUCAGCUUCUGUGGACAUCGCACCCCAAGGCUGCAUGGGAGCGUGCGUUAGGUAGCGUUAGGUGGUGAGUUCAGAAGCCGAGAGUAGCUUAAAAGGGCGUCAAACCGCCACUUGGCGAGCUCGAGAGCCGUACAGGGGUUUUCGGCACCGCUCCUUGCUUAAUGUGGCGCAUGCCAAUACUUGGAUAAGAAGGUGUUAUCCUCCUGUCCCUGUAUACAAUAGCAUGGCAACAAACGUGGAAUGGCUUGCAAGGGAUUUUAGGAAUUGGAUGUACGGACGAGCACUAUACGUCGAAGGAGAGCAGCUACACGUCCAGUAGAUAGAUUAUUUUCACUUACGAUGCAAAAAAUGUCAAACCAACAGCAAAAUGGGCCUUAACUCGCUUCACAUAGCCUGCGCAGACCUACUUAUUUACUGCAGCAAGCGUAGGUUGCCGUUAUCUUGAAAAUACCUUAGAGGUAUAGCAUAAUAAUGCGUAGACAUGGUCUACAAGCGCCGCUGGACCCGCACCAGUUGGCUUCGUGGGUUGUGUUCUUCACCCUUGUUUCGGGAGUCUACGCUUUCUAUGUGCCAAUUGUGGAGGACGCGGGGGCUCGCUGGCUCCUCGUGGCGCUCUAUUCAGUCCUUGUGCUGGCAGUUACUUCUCUUAACUUAUAUACCAGCUGCCUCGACCCCUCAGACCCGGGGUUGAAAGGGGCGACGGACGGCGAAUUCUUUUGUAGCCUAUGCCAGGCGAGCGUUGCCAGGAGCAGCAAGCACUGCCGUGCUUGUGAUCGCUGCGUUGAGGGGUUUGACCACCACUGCAAAUGGCUUAAUAACUGCGUUGGCGCUCGUAACUACUGGUACUUCUUUGGCUUAAUAAGCAGCACAGUCAGCAUGCUGGUGCUGCAGCUGGCGUGGGGGCUGUGGCUCUUCAUACGCAGCUUCCGGGACAGCGACGCAAUGCGGCUGAUCGUCGCCGACAAGUACGGCAGCAGCGUCGUAUACGGUGGCUGGCAGGCGUCCCUGGCUAUCUACAUGGCGCUGCUGGUAACUGCGGUGGUCAUGCUGGGAGAGCUAUUCUUCUUCCAUGUGGUGCUCAUCUCCAAGGGAAUGACCACCUAUGACUACAUCGUGGCUCAGCGGGACGCCAAGCUGGCUGCACCCCCCGUCCGCACCGGCCUCAAAGCCUGCCGCUCUAGCAAAGUAGCGGACACUGCAACCGCCAAGCGGAAGGUCAGGGUGGGCAUCAACCCCUGCGCAGCCAUCACCACUUCCAAACCAAGAGGCAGUCCCGCGCAAUGGGACGCGGCACAGGCCAAACUCGCACCUGAGGGAGCGCCACCCGUUACCAUGGCUGUCACGGCAACUGCCGCGGGCGCAGCGCCGCUGCCAGCGCCGCCUGGCGUCGACAAGCUGGGCCUGGAGGCUGCAUGCGGGGAGUCGCUGGGAGCCAAUGACGGGAUCGGGAUUGCGGUUCCGGAGAAGGGAGUGGCCACCUCCAGCAUGCAGGACCUGGUGGCGCGAGCCGUGGCGGAGCAGACGCUGCAGGACCCCGGCAGCUUGAUCGUGCGAGGGGCGGCUGCGCUGGACCCCACACCUGCAUCGCCGGGGCCCGGCAGUGUUGGCCCCAAGGGUUGCGUGCCCGAGUGUGGCGCCGCAGCCGCGACUGAAGGCGGAAGCGGCGUGGGGCAAGGCGUUGUUGCAGGUGCACCGAACUUUACCCCGUUGGUACCUGGGGCGGCUGGUGGUGUUGUUGCCGCUGCUGCAGGGCCGGGGUCGUUACCAGAGUUGCGAGGUUCGCCGCCCUGGCCGGCGGGGCACAAACUGGAACAGGGCGCAGCGUACCAGGCAGCAGGGACACCGCGAGAAGCGCUGGGCGGCGGCGGUGGCGGCGGCGGGCCUGGCAGCGGCGCUGCUUCUGCGCGAGGAGACGCCUUUGACGCCGCAGCAGCUCCAGCGGGGAGGCAUUUAGGGGGGCAUGCGGCAUCACCGGCUGCUCCGCCGUCGGGUCUGAGUCCAGGGACGUUGCCGGCACAUGGUGCAGCGCGGCCUGGGACUCUUCCGCCCCUACGCGUGGCAACGCCGUUGUUGGGGUCUCCGGCGCCGGGGUUAGGGCAGCGCGGCAGUCUGAUGUUUCCAGGGAAGAUCCCGCCAGGUGGGGAAAGCGGAGCACGGAGAGAGUUGUUUGCUGCCCCCGAGUAGGAGUGUUAGUGGGUGGAAAACGGGCAUUGCGCAGGCGCAAAGGCAUGUUCCAUGAUGCUCUAUUGUUAUGUUGCGCAUUGUACAGCUAUGGGUGCUGGUUACUUUAUUAAACGUGAGCUUGGUGACCUCGAAGAGGCCUUGGGUGAUUCGGACUCAUACCGUCAUACGUGAACCAACGGAGUGUUUGGCGAGACUCUAUGCCACCGGAAUGCAAUCAUAUUGCUUGGAUUUGGAGAUAAUUAGGUCCAUGAGCUAGCUUUGACCAUCAGGUAGAAGGAAAGACAGACCGCGCAUCUCGACGGUUGGGCAAUAGCCCUUAACCGAUUCCACGACUCUUCUCCCUUGCGGCUCUCCACUGCGUUGGUAUGUGGCUGCUGCUCAAGGGGCAUUGCGAUAGAUGCUUACGACGUUUAGGUAGAGCUUGUUGCUAAUUGCUUAAGGCUAGGCGCGGUUCGCGUGCGAAGAUGCAAUAAGCCAUCGCUGGCGGACAUUGUUGUCAUUUGCGCCACAGUUCUUUUAUAUUAUCUCUUUAGGCAGCGCUGCAAAUGGGUGGCUUUGGUGCCCCUGACCGUGGAGGCAGUAGGGAGGGCAAGAAGUCCCUACGUGGUAACAAGCAGGCGAUCCAGAAGCUUAUCAAGGAUGAACAGAAAGGCCACGUCCGCACUGGGCCACGCCCGACAAUUUCGGAACAGCCCCCGCCAGCAUUACCACCAUCGGUAGACGGUCCCGCGCUUGUCGACGUGGCAGCGCAACUCGCGAGCCGACAGUUCGAUCGCGACCAAUUUAAGGUGCUUCAACGCGCCGCCAGCAGCGGUGUGGGCCCCAUCAUAACCUACACCACCGACGACUCCAAGCUGGAGGCGCUGGUGCGCACCGCCAAGGAGAACGGCGGGCAGGUGUACUGCAUGGUGGGGGUGCACUCCGACAACAUCAAGCGCGCGAACGACAGGCUGUCCCCGGCCCGUUUGGAUCAGCUGCGCGACCUGGCGCUGGAGCCGGGCUGCGUGGCGGUGCUGGCGGGGCUGGCGUUCCGCGAGGUGGGCAUCCGGUUCGCGCAGGAGCGGGCGCUGGCGGAGCAGAUGGAGCUGGCUGCGGGAGUGGGACUGCCGCUGGUGCUGUAUGAGGUUCGUGCCGCGGAGGUGCUGGUGGAGCGCAUCGGCGAGUUCCGGAGCAGUGGCGCGGGGGAGGGGCGCGCCGCCACCACCCGCAUCGCCAUCUUCAACUUUGGUGGGAGCGAGGAGGAGCUGCGGACCUACCUGGAGCUGGACUGCUACAUCGUGCUGACGGGUCGUGUAUGCGACGCCUCAGAGGCCGCAGAGCGCCUUCGCUCCCUGGCCGCCUCCAUCCCGCCCGACCGCCUGCUCCUCGCAUCCGACUCGCCCUUCGCCACGCCGCAAAACAUCCCCGACGUGUUUGUACGGGAAGGCCGUAACGAGCCAUCCAACCUGCCAUACGUCCUAGAGGCGCUGGCGGAAGCCAUGGGGCUGCCGGCGGCGGAGCUAGCUGCGACGACGCGUCGGAACGCGAUGACGUUCUUCGGGAUACGGGAAGCGGCGGAGGCGGCGGCAGAUGCGGCGGCUGCCGCCGCCGCCGCUGCCGCGGCGGCGGAGGCGGGGCCUGCUUCUGUAGCGGUGGCGGGAGGCGGUGCUGCGGCGGCGGCGGUGCCGGCGGGGACGAGCGGAGGGAAGGGAAGCAAGUCGGCGGCAGUGCAGCAGGAACAGCCUAAAGCAGGAGGUGGGGCAGGGUCGAAGGGCAAGGCUGCAGCCGAGAAGGGAACCCGGCGAGGAGGCAAGCAAGGGCAGGAGAAGGAAUCAUCAGCAGAAGAGGAAGAGGAGGCCGAAGACGCAGAAGCUGAAGGCGAGGGCGAGGAAGAUGAAGAGGAACAGGUGCAGCCGCAGGCUCAAGGACGCGGGCGUAACCGCCGUGGCGCCAAGGGUGCUGGGCGAACUGCCAACCUCUUCUCUCUCAUGCAGCUGCAAGACGAGGAGGAGGACGAGGAGGGCGACAAAGCAGCGCGGGGCGCACAACAACGAAGAGGCAGCACAGGGCGCGCAAAGGCCUCCGCUUCAUCAAACCACGACAAUGAUGAGGAGGAUGAGGACGCUGACGAGGAUGAGGGCACCGCAAACGCCGCCCGUGCCGCCACGGGCGCAGCAGCUUCCUGCACCUCAACCCCGCAACGCCGCGGCAACGCAGCUCGCAGCCCCGCGGCUGCCCCCGCGGGUCCUACCGCCUCCCGCGGUACCCCGCAUGCUGACGCCGCCGCCGGCCCAGACGCCGCGGCAGGACCCGACCCUAGCAGCACCAGCAGCACCUCCCGGCCUCCUCGGGGCGGCAAGCCCGCGCCUAGGAACUUCGUGGCGGAAUAUGCGGCUGCGGCUGCGGCCAAGGGGCCGGCUGCGGGUCCGCGUGUGAGCUACGCGUGCCGCGGAUGCCGGUCGGUGUUGUUCUCGGAGGCUGACACGGAGGCACAUUGGGGCGAGGAGCGGGCGCUGUUCGCAGCCGCUAAGCCUCGUAAGAAGGGCGGUCGCGGCAAGCACGCCAACGACUCGGAGGGGGCGCUGUGCAGCAUGCACUUCCUGCGCCGCCCGCUACCCUGGAUGGAGACGUGUCUGCACGCGGAGGGCCCCCGGACUGGUGAGGGCAAGCUUGUGUGCCCCACCUGCUCAGCCAAGCUGGGCAAGUGGGCGGAGGGCGGCGCGGGUAGCGGCGGAGGCGGCGUGCAGUGCUCGUGCGGUGUGGUGGUGGGCGCGCCGGCGUAUGCGGUGCUCAAGGCGCGACUGGACAUCCUAGACUCGCAGUUGGACAUCGCGUCCGCAGUGCAGAGCACGCUGCGUGCCUAUGAGGAGGAGGAGGGCGCCUCCAGCGACAGCAGCAGCAGCGGCGGCGAGGGCGGCCGCACACGCAAGAAGCGGCAGAAGCAGCGCCGCGACAAGACCGCCAACUUCAGCUCCUUCCGGAAUAAGAACUUUGGGUUCAGUCUGAAGCAGCAGAAGCAGCUGGCGGAGACGGUGGCGGCUUCUGGGACUGCUGGGGGAGAGGGAGGCGGUGGUGGUGCAGGGGGCAUGGAGGCGGUGCGUGAGGACUCAGAGUGAGGAGGGUGGGUGCGGCAGCUGCCUGGGCCGUACCGGUAUGCCACACAUGCUGGACUGGUGCGACUGUGGAGGUGUAGCGGUUGGGUUUACGGCGCAGUGGAGGGGUUUACCGGGGGCUAAGACGACUGUACUAUGUGCUGAGGGCGGGUGCAAGAGUGGUAUUGCGGGCAUUGCACGUUACGAGACUCAUCAGCUGGGGUGGAGAUCAAGGUCUUGCGGGGCUGAUGACCUGGACGGGUCGAAGUUGCUUGUUGAACACUAAGGGAUGACGCUGCUUAGUCAUGGGACUUAAUAUUAGAGCAAGGCAGGCGCUGGUGAGUUGUCGUGCCCCCAUCCGUUUCUGGAGGGACUUCGGGGCACAACGUGGCCGGUAACGGUAAGGGUAUGGACCCACUCCUGCCACAUGCUGUCAACCCUCGACGGACGGCAUUCCAGGGGAUAAGAUGGAGUUUGGGGGUUUUCAGCCAGCCUGUGACACACACAUCUUCGGGAAAGACUAGAUUCGCCACUUUGCCGCCAUGGCAGUAAACGGUAAACGGCGACGGUUGCCCUCCGCCGGAGAUAAGAGAUACACGCGCUGCCCUUAGGGCAUUACGACACAAACUGCACUGUUUUGGCCUGAUGAAAUAACCUCGUGUGGAUAUCAGUAUGUCGUUGCUUGCAGUGAUUUGGGACAUCCAUGGAGUAGGCGACGGGCUAGAAUUAGUAGAGCAAAAGGAGCAGGCAAUUUAAGAUAAUUCAAGGAAACGGUCGGACUAGCUCUGUUAACCUCCUGUGCUCUGUCGAUUGCGUGCAUGUGAUUUCCCAGCUGUACGAAUUCAUUGGCGCGUACAUGUCCCUAGCCAAAGCUCGAGGCAGCUAUCCUUGUUUUCACUUUUUCCUAUCUGUAUAACGUCGUCUAUGCGACAUGACGCCCGAAGACUAUGACCGAAUGCAAUCCAUUGUCAGUCUACCCUUCGGAGCUUGUCCUUCGGUUGCAGCUCUGCGCCAACAUUUCCCGACGGUCAAGCCGGAGACAUGGUUAGCGAUGUAUGGUCAGGAGCAGCAGUACAAAGUUAUUCGGAGCCAUCACCUACAUAAGGCGAACGUCUUUCACUACCUAGCAAGAUACGCGGCUGGGGAGGACAUCCUGCAGCUCUGCGCUGACGUGGACUUCCCGCCCUGCAUGCUUCUGCGCCGCAUGCUCGAGAAGAUCAUCGACGCACCCAAGCAGGCGGUGGGCGAGGUGUUGCGGCAGCCCUCCCGGCUGGACUGCGCGCUGUGUCCCGACCUGCCGCCCGACCUGCUGGCGCGGCUGCGGGCUGACGUGGUGCGCUGCGUGCACUCGGACUGCUGCUACUCGCCGCUCAGCGACGUGGCCAAGCAGGUGACGGGUCUGGAGUACGAGCUGUACCUACAGCAGCGGCUGACGGCGGCGGGGCUGCCCUUCUGGAGCGAGGGGGAGCUACGGCAGCUGGGGUUCCACAAGACACCCGACUGCAAGCUCAAGGUUCCUGUGGCGGUGCGCACCCGCUCCGGCAGCGAGCACCUGGUGUGCUGGGUGGACAGCAAGGCCACCUUCGGGGACCACCGCACGCACAUCAAGCAGGUGGAGGAGCAGUACUGCACCUACGUGAACAGGUACGGGCCCGGCAUGGUGAUCUACUGGUUCGGCUUCGUGUCCGACCUGAACACCGACCCGCUGGUGCUGCUGUGCGACGACUUUCCCGACCCCGACUGCAUCAUCAAGAUAACCGACACGGCAACAGCGAGCACCGUCAAGACCACUGCGAUGUCAGCGGCGGCCGCGGUCGCGGUCGCGGGCGGCAACAAGGUCGCCUCGGGUUCUGCAGCUAGCAAGGAGCUGGGCGGGAUGAGUGCCGGCAGCAAGCGCACGCCGGUACCGCCGGGGCCCGGAUCGAGCGGCGGAGCUGAGGAGUUGCCGGGCGUUGCUACCAGCCGUGGCGGUGUUGGCGUUGGACAGGAAAUGGGGCUGACCGCUGCAGCGAGCGAGCGCGGCCGGGAAGUCAGCGGGAAUGCUGUUCCCCAGGACAGAGCGGGAGAUGGUGGCAAAGCCUGCUCGGGUGGAAAGCGAGGAGCGCUGGCCGACGCAACAGGCGCGGCGGAAGCUGCAGAGCAGCCGGGUGCAGCUGCCGUUGCUGUUGCUGCAACAGCGCUGGCGGAGACGGUGACGGGUGGGGCUGUGCCGGCGGCGGCAACGGGUGCUGUGGUCCCACGCGCUGCUACGGCUACGGCUGCAGGAUGAGCGACCUCGGGCGCGGCGCGGAAUGCGGGGCAGCCCCUACGACAGGGCAGCCCCAUUCUGGGCGGCCACAUGACCCUCCUUAUCGGGCUCGCCUCCGCGUUCCUCCCUUUGCGCCGUUGCACUCUCCUCAUCUAGGCCGCAUCGACCCAGGCAGCCGAUCGGAGCCUCGCCUCCCUGCCCUUGCAACCCACAUCGCGACUUAACUCCCAAUACGAGGCCAUCAAGGCACCCCCAGCGGCUGCCGUGAGCAUGCAGCGUGCUGCGGUAACACGCGUCGCGCAGCUGAAGCCUUCGCUUACCCCCGCGCCCACCCACCAGCAGCAACAUGCUCUUGACCUGGCCAUUGCUCCUGUGUUUGAGGUGCAUAAUGCACGCUGCAAGAGCCGGGGCUUUGCUAGCCUCUGUGGCUUUGCAUGCGCCUCUGGCAGGCACUUUGACGCGGGGGCACGCAUGAGCCCUAUCCAGCGCACCACCGGCGCCGCCACUCCGGACGUGUGGCCCGUACGUGGCAAAAGGUUAUGCGGUGCCGCAUGGCGCGCACAUACGGUAUUCACUUUUGAGUCGGUUAUGGGACAGGGUUGGUGCUGGUGUGUAGGUUCUGUGGGUUGGAGUCGUAGGGCUGGUCUGGGCGGUCACCCGAGUGGAUGGGCGCACCGCUUGGGAGGUGCUGUGUGUUAUGCUGGCAGCUGAGUGGGUUAGCCAGAAGGUUGGUGUGCAGCCGAGCGGCGGUCCUUUGCCUGACAAGGUUUCUUGCGGGGUAGCAGCCGCCUGACGCCGCUGAAACGUGAUAGCAGGGGAGCAUGGAUGUUGCUGUACCUUUGUGUUCUGGCUGGUGUCAACGCGUCUUGGUUAUGAAUGGUAGUGCCAAGUCGAACUUUAACUACCAGUACCCCAUGGGGCUUCUAGAUCCUUCUGUCUGUAUGUGCGGACUAACGGUUCAAAUCAACCUACUCAUCACCGUGCCAGUAGGGUUAGAAUGGCCACUGCACUAGGGAGCAUGCAUGGCUGUGCGCCAUACUUCGUGGUCCUUACACCACCUUGGAAAACAAUGACACGACUCUUGCCGUUCGCGGUCAGCCCCCAGGCUCACCCAGGCACGUGGACCUCCACCGCUUGCCUCAGCUUGCUACCACUGAC
Molecule: messenger RNA, 13314 nt
Organism: Astrephomene gubernaculifera
Lineage: Eukaryota; Viridiplantae; Chlorophyta; Chlorophyceae; Chlamydomonadales; Astrephomenaceae
Source: the annotation of a GenBank genome assembly